CAGCCAGCAGAAGCAGCCAGCUGAAGCGGCAUCAGCUUCCAGUAAGAGUAGUAGCAACAGCAGCCAGCAGCACCUCGAAUCUGCCGUUCGCGUGCGUCCAUCUGUCCCCUUCAUCUACACUCCGCAGGAUUUUAUAUCAGUGGUGCGGAGCAGGCGUGGAGUGUGAGUAGGCGAUUGAAACAUCGUGACAGGAGUGGUCGUUUGGUAAGUUAAGUUUGUCAAGAUGAUGUUGCAAAAGAUGGCGUCUAUUGACGCUCAGAUGCGGCUACUCGUGCCGAAACGAGUGUCCGAUGACGACAAGCUCAUCGAGUACGACGCACUGCUGCUCGAUCGGUUCCUGGAUAUUCUCGAAGAGCUUCACGGCAAAGAGCUCAAGGACACGGUCCAGGAUUUGUACGAAUUGUCUGGGUUAUACUCCAAGACGGAUGGCCAUGGGGACGUCGAAAAGCUCCGGCAGCUUGCAGAAAUGCUCAACAACCUAGACCCUGGAGUGAACAUUGUGGUAGCAAGUUCAUUCUCACACAUGCUUAAUCUUGGAAACUUAGCCGAGGAGGUCCAAAUUGCUCUGCGAAGGCGUGUGUCGAAUGCUAAGAAAGGUGAUAUUGGAGAUGAGAACAGUGCAUUGACUGAGUCGGACAUGGAGGAGACAUUGCAUCGGCUUGUAAAACAGCUCAAAAAAUCACCUGAGGAGAUCUUCGAGGCAUUGAAAGACCAAACUGUGGACCUUGUCUUGACGGCGCAUCCUACUCAGGCUGUCCGACGGUCGCUUCUUCAGAAGCAUUCUCGGAUUCGAAAUUGUCUAUCACAGAUGUAUCAGAAAGACAUCACCGCGGACGAAAAGAAAGAGCUGGACGAAGCUCUUCAACGAGAGAUUCAAGCCGCCUUUCGCACUGACGAGAUCAGGCGAUCCCAACCCACACCCCAGGAUGAGAUGCGUGCCGGCAUGAGCUACUUCCACGAAACAAUAUGGAACGGUUUGCCCAAGUUUUUGCGUCGUGUGGACACCGCAUUGAAGUCGAUUGGAGUCAAGGAGCGUCUUCCAUACAAUGUCAAACUCAUCCAAUUCUCUUCCUGGAUGGGUGGCGAUCGUGAUGGAAACCCUCGUGUGACGCCAGAGGUUACCAGAGAUGUGUGUCUGCUGGCCCGACUGAUGGCAGCGAACCUUUAUUUCUCCCAGAUUGAGGAACUCAUGUUUGAGCUAUCAAUGUGGCGGUGCAGCGAUGAGCUUAAAGCAAGGGUACUGAAAAUCGAGUCACUGCAACGCAAGGAGGCAAAACACUACAUUGAAUUCUGGAAGCACAUUCCUCCCAGUGAGCCUUUCAGGGUUUUAUUAGGAGAUAUGCGUGACAAAUUAUACAACACACGCGAACGCAUGCGGCUAUUGUUACAGAAUGGGAAAAGCGACAUUCCUAUCGAAGACACGUACACUGAUGCUUCGCAGAUUUUGGAGCCAUUAGAGCUGUGUUACAGGUCGCUUUGUGAGACUGGCGAUAAGCCUAUUGCAGAUGGAAGUCUUUUGGACUUUAUGCGCCAGGUUUCGUGUUUUGGUUUGAGCUUGGUGAAGUUAGACAUUCGACAGGAGUCUGAUCGUCAUACUGACGUUAUUGAUGCCAUCACCAACCACCUUGGCAUUGGCUCGUAUCGCAACUGGACUGAGGAGCAACGUCAGGAAUGGCUUCUUUCUGAACUCCGUGGAAAGCGUCCUCUUUUUGGAGCCGAUCUACCAACGACGGAGGAGAUCAAGGAUGUUCUGGACACGAUGAAAGUCGUUGCCGAGCUUCCUCAAGAUUGCUUUGGCGCAUACGUCAUUUCUAUGGCAACAGCUCCGUCUGAUGUUUUAGCAGUAGAGCUUCUGCAACGCGAGUGUAGGAUUAAGAAGCCACUGCGAGUGGUGCCCUUGUUCGAGAAGCUCGCUGACUUGGAAGCAGCCCCGGCGGCCCUUUCACGCCUAUUCUCAAUUGACUGGUACCUGAACCGUAUCAAUGGGAAGCAAGAGGUCAUGAUAGGAUAUUCAGAUUCAGGAAAAGAUGCGGGACGUCUGUCGGCAGCGUGGCAAAUGUUCAAAGCACAGGAGGACUUGGUGAAAGUUGCCAAGCAGUAUGGUGUUCGCCUCACUAUGUUCCAUGGUCGGGGAGGCACGGUGGGAAGGGGUGGGGGGCCAACCCAUCUUGCCAUUUUGUCACAGCCUCCGGACACGAUUAACGGGUCAUUGCGAGUGACAAUCCAGGGGGAGGUCAUUGAGCAAUCCUUCGGUGAGGAGCAUCUCUGUUUCAGGACUUUGCAGCGUUUUACAGCAGCUACUCUGGAGCACGGAAUGCACCCUCCCAUCGCCCCCAAGCCCGAAUGGAGAGAGCUUAUGGACGCCAUGGCCGUGGCGUCCACCAAAGAGUACCGCUCCAUCGUCUUCCAGAACCCAAGUUUUGUAGAAUAUUUCCGUGCGGCGACACCCGAGCUGGAGUAUGGGCGCAUGAACAUUGGAAGUCGUCCAUCCAAGCGCAAACCAAGCGGAGGCAUUGAGUCCCUUCGAGCCAUUCCCUGGAUUUUUGCUUGGACCCAGACACGAUUUCAUCUGCCUGUGUGGCUUGGUCUUGGUUCUGCCCUAAAACAGGCACUGCAGAGUGACCCUAGGAACAUUGCCACUUUUCGCCGAAUGUACAAUCAGUGGCCCUUUUUCCGUGUGACUAUCGACUUGGUGGAGAUGGUGUUUGCCAAGGGUGAUCCACGUAUUGCCGCUUUAUAUGAUGACUUGCUUGUGUCGGACGAGCUGAAACCGCUUGGCGAGGAGCUGAGGCAGAAGUACAACGAGACAAGAGAUCUCCUUCUGAAGAUAACAUUCCACGAUGAAAUCUUGCAAGGGAACCCGUCGCUGAAGCAACGGCUGCGGCUUCGAGAACCCUACAUCACGGCUCUCAACGUGCAGCAGGCGCUAGUGCUGAAGAAGAUGCGUGAUCAGGGCUUGCAGUUCUGUGCAUUACAAAACAGCAGCAAGGACCAAUCCGACAUACCAACAACACCCAAGCGUGCUGCAGAGCUGGUUGAACUGAACCCCACAACUGAGUUCCCACCCGGACUGGAGGAUACUCUCAUUCUCACCAUGAAGGGUAUCGCGGCCGGUAUUCAAAACACUGGAUAGAACAGGGUAGCGAUCGGCCAUUUCCUUCCACAGUCCAACUCCACGAUCUCGGUUGCAUGGUUUGAAUCAUUCUCUCUCCACCAGGAAACUUAUCUACGAGUCCCAUCGGUGGUGCAGGAACACGAGGGUGGAGACCUCAACCUUCGUAUUUGUACACUGCAUUACAGCAAAUAAUGCUGGGAUCAAAUUACAAGGUUGUCGCCCUUGUGCCAAAGUUUUCGUCGCUGGACGUGCGCAAAGCUGUCGACUCACAUCGUCAUUUUGUGGCUGCUGCCCAGUCUUGUGCAGUAUCGACACAAUGUCGACUCCAUGAGUUUUGCGCCCACUAGUGGAGGCUGAUUUGGCCGGCCGCGUCUCUUCUUCUUCUUCAUCUUCUUCUUCUCACCCCAACCCGGACAAGGAGCAGUUAUCCAGUCUCAGCAACCAUCAACAAUAUGCCCGGUUUAGCUUACAUUCUGGCGGUUUUAGUGUAGGGUUGCGUCGUCAUCCACACUAGUGCGAUUCUAUCUACAUUUCGCAGACAAUGUGCAUGGUGUCUGAGCCAUCAGUAGAGCUGAACUACUAGGUCUAAAUAACACAGACGACUGGUUUGAUCUUGUACUUUCGUGUGCUGUUUGGAAGUUAAGUAUCUGCUAUAUCUUGUCUUCC
Physcomitrium patens is the source of this 3781-nucleotide messenger RNA. Its product is annotated as phosphoenolpyruvate carboxylase 2. Gene Ontology annotation, molecular function: phosphoenolpyruvate carboxylase activity. Gene Ontology annotation, cellular component: cytosol. Gene Ontology annotation, biological process: tricarboxylic acid cycle; carbon fixation. The record is from RefSeq and is a predicted model, not a curated record. NCBI's taxonomy places the organism in Eukaryota, Viridiplantae, Streptophyta, Bryopsida, Funariales, Funariaceae.